This is a messenger RNA of Solanum lycopersicum (tomato), 932 nucleotides long. Its product is annotated as zinc finger CCCH domain-containing protein 3. Gene Ontology annotation, molecular function: nucleic acid binding; zinc ion binding. Gene Ontology annotation, cellular component: U12-type spliceosomal complex. The record is from RefSeq and is a predicted model, not a curated record. Lineage: Eukaryota; Viridiplantae; Streptophyta; Magnoliopsida; Solanales; Solanaceae.
AGAAUUUUGAAAAGAAAAAACCAUAUACCAGAUUUAGCUGGCCAAUUGACGUGAUGAGAUUAUGCUACAUGUUACUUUUAAAACUUUCUAAUUUAGUCACAUGUUCACCAAUUUAGUUUGAGAUUAAAAAAAAACAGUGUAAACCGGAGCCUAAACGAGAUCUGGAAACUUGUACAGGCAAACAUAUAAAAAGCCAUUAGGCAUUGGGAUUUUAGUUUUAGUAAAAAAUGCCGUUGGGUAAAUACUACUGCGAUUACUGCGAUAAGGAAUUCCAGGAUACCGCAGCUGCUCGGAGGCGUCAUCUUCAAGGUGUUCAACAUCAAAGAGCCAAGGCUCUUUGGUACGACUCCUUGCGCAAUCCCCAAUUAUUUAACGAUCCGGACUCGUUCGGUAAAGGAGUCUGCAAUCACUUUGUUCGAACGGGGUAUUGCCAGUAUGGGGACUCCUGCAAAUAUUAUCAUCCCAAGCAAAACCCUCAAACUGUGAACCAAACGGGACUCCCUCCAGGGGAAAAUAGUAGAGAGGGUUUCCAUUCAAGUAGUCAACCUUUUGGUUCAGCCUCUUUUCCAGCAGGUGAUGUGUUCAGAGAAAAGGCCGGAGCAUCACUGAGCAAUCUGCCUCCCUCUCUAAGGCCUCCGCCUGAGGGUGGUUAUCCACCUCUCCCAUUUGUUGAGUGGGGAUAGGAUGUGGAUUAGUAGUUCCACAGUUUUACUGCUUGACUGUGGUCUUGGUGGCUAUCAUUUGAAGCUUACAAAUUAGAUGAGUUUGAGAAGUGGGUUUGGAUUACAAAUUGUUAAUUUUAUGAACAUAUCAGGAGAGACACUGCCUUAAUUUGUGAAAAUUGUGAAUUGUGAUUAAGCCUAAGAUGUUUUCAUGUUUAUAUUUUUGUCUUUUUAAUUUAAUAAAAUUGGGUCGUUGGUAGCUUGGUUAUA